UUUUAAAAAGAGCAGCUCCAAGGCAUCUCCUUCCUUCGUACAAUUGGUGCUUUUCCAGAUCAGAAUCUCUUCAUACCAGAUAUUUUUCACAAGAGUUCCUUGAUUCUGCUUCUUUGAAAUGGAGAGAUCAGCAGCAACAGUUCAGAUUUUCUCGUCCAUUGAAACUUCAUCUCCAGCCAACAGUCAAUCACUGCGAAUGGAGAGCUCAGGCCUUGGAAUGAUUCGGGCUGUAGCAACCUCCCAAAUUCUCUUCGUGUCCGCCAAUCCCGACAAAGAUCUUCCACCCCUGUCAUCUCCUCAAGAGCGAACGCUAUUUGACACCCAAGAGGUCAACGUUCAACCACGACGACCUACGGGGGGGUCCAUCAGAGCUUUACCCUUACACGUGGUCGCAAGCAAUGUCUCUAUCGACUCUCAGUUCUUCACUGCAGCAUCUCGAUGCCCGAGCAGUCCGAUCGAAUUCGUCAUUUCACCAAUGAUCGACCCCAAAUCCGAAAAUGAAUUUGCUCAGAAUAUAUACUUUGCCCUGAUGAAAAAUGCGUCUGGCCAGCCACGGUCGUCAACAUCCACGUCUGGAAGCGUAAAGGUUGAAAAGGGAUCUGGGGGCUUCCUACAGAAAAUUAAGAAAAUAUUUGAUCGUAAAGGCAAGAAACAGGCAAUUGCGUAG
Molecule: messenger RNA, 667 nt
Organism: Spizellomyces punctatus DAOM BR117
Lineage: Eukaryota; Fungi; Chytridiomycota; Chytridiomycetes; Spizellomycetales; Spizellomycetaceae
Exons: 1
Coding region: 119-667 (182 amino acids)
Source: RefSeq, a predicted model, not a curated record